AUGGCGAUCUUAAACAAAUUUGGACAAGAAGUUGGUGCCGACGUCGAAGGCUGGACAACAAGGGCCUUCCCAGAGAAAGUUGUAUUGAAAGGCAAUUACUGUAGACUAGAACCCCUCGAUAGAGAAAAGCAUGGGCCAGAACUUUUUAAUACCUAUGGUAAAGCGGGCGAAAAAUUAUGGACGUAUUUACCUGUGGGACCAUUCAAUAACUUGGAGGAAUAUUUGGAAUUUAUUAAUGAACUUAAUGAAACUAAAGAUACCGUGCCUUUCGCAAUUAUUAAUGAAGAGACUAAACGUGCUGUUGGUACAUUAUGCCUAAUAAGAAUCGAUCAAGCCAGCGGUUCACUUGAAGUUGGGUAUGUGGUUUUUUCACCGGAAUUACAGAAGACGAUUAUUGCAACUGAAGCUCAAUUCCUUUUGAUGAAAUAUGUAUUUGAUGAUCUACAAUACAGGCGAUAUGAAUGGAAGUGUGAUAGUUUGAAUGGGCCAUCAAGCAGGGCGGCAAUGCGCUUAGGGUUUAAAUAUGAGGGUACGUUUCGACAAGUGGUGGUAUAUAAGGGUCGGACUCGCGAUACUCAAUGGUUUUCAAUAAUAGACAAAGAAUGGGUAGACAUUCGCAAAACUUUUGAGCAAUGGUUAGAUGAAAGUAAUUUUGAGAAUGGUAGGCAGAAGAGAGGAUUAGCUACAAUAAGAGAAAACUUGCUAAACUGA
Saccharomyces eubayanus is the source of this 711-nucleotide messenger RNA. RefSeq lists its product as uncharacterized. Lineage: Eukaryota; Fungi; Ascomycota; Saccharomycetes; Saccharomycetales; Saccharomycetaceae. Gene Ontology annotation, molecular function: protein-N-terminal-alanine acetyltransferase activity; protein N-terminal-serine acetyltransferase activity. The record is from RefSeq and is a predicted model, not a curated record. The transcript has a single exon. The coding region runs from base 1 to 711 and encodes 236 amino acids.